AAACCUUCCCGCUGUUUCACCAACACAUCACCACCACGUCCACCCUAUUUGUUUCUACUCCUGUCCUUUUUCUAUAUUAUAUUUCAACGCCAACAGACAACAAGAAUCAAACACCAGUCAGCUCCGGCGGUGGUGGUGGUGGUGGUGGCGAUGUCAAUGUCGGUUGCUGCCGGUGCUGAUGACGUCAACUUGUCAGUUCAAAACCCUCUAUCCAGAAUACAACACACGCACCAACAAAUUUCUUUUUGCAAUCCUCCUAUUGCUACUCAAAAUUUGCCCAUGUUCUUGAUUUCACCAAAACAAACCAUCAAAAGUGAAGCAAUUAAUACAAAUACAAUUCCUGAAGAAGUAGAUUGUCCUUCAUUUGGAUCAUUGCCUUGUGGUGUUGUCAAGAGAAACAAGAAAUUAAAGGCUUUUAAGCCUGGAAAUCAAGAACCAAAUGCUGAUUCUGGAGAAAAUCUAGUUGCUGCUUGUCGUUAUGAUAGUUCUCUUGGACUCCUCACAAAGAAGUUUGUUAAUUUGAUACAUGCUGACAAGGAUGGAAUUCUUGAUCUAAACAAAGCUGCAGUUAUAUUGGAAGUCCAAAAGAGGAGAAUUUAUGAUAUUACAAAUGUUCUUGAAGGGAUAGGAUUAGUAGAAAAGGCUUCAAAGAAUCACAUACGUUGGAAGAAAAGUAAGACUUUAUCACCACAAAAUUUGGAUAAACAUGUUAAAAGAUUAAAGGCUGAGCUUCAACAUCUAAAUGCUGAAGAAUCAAGACUUGAUGAGUGUAUAAGGGAAACACAACAACGCCUCAACUCUAUGGAAUUUGAUCAUAAUACUCGAAAACAUCUUUACUUAAGAGGAGAAGAUUUUAGGAAUCUUCCAUGUUUUGAGAAUGAGACUUUAAUAGCAGUAAGAGCACCACAUGGUAGUUCUAUUGAAGUUCCUGAUCCUGAUCAGGAUUAUGGUUUCUCUCAAAAGCAAUUUAAACUUAUUAUCAGAAGUCAUACAGCUCCCAUUGAUCUGUAUCUCAUAAGUGAAUCAUUUAAAGAAUCUACUCAAGAAGGUGGGAGCCACAUCAGCAAAAAUAGUAGAGAUUUACAAACACAUUUAGAUUCAGUCAAAGUCAACUCGGUUGACUCCCCUUCAUAUGGAAUUCAAAAGAUAAUCCCACCACAAAAUGAUAUUGAGGAUGAUUAUUGGUUUGGGCCAAACCCAGAGGUUGGUAGUGAGGUGGCAUUGCAAUAUUCAGUUACAAGGGAAUUGAGAUACGAUGGAGAAGCUUUAAUACUAAACUUUGUUUUAUAA
Molecule: messenger RNA, 1290 nt
Organism: Lactuca virosa
Lineage: Eukaryota; Viridiplantae; Streptophyta; Magnoliopsida; Asterales; Asteraceae
Source: the annotation of a GenBank genome assembly